AUGUCUCAACUCAACUUCGUCACUCUCGAUGUCUUCACAUCAACACCCUAUUCCGGCAACCCGCUAGCGGUGGUCUUCCUCCCGGAAGACGAGUCCAGCGCUCUAACCCAGAACCAGAAGCAAACCAUCGCACUGGAAUUCAACCUGUCCGAGACUAUCUUCGUGCACCCAGUAGGCAGCGAUAAAAGCAAGCGCACCAUCGACAUCUUCACCACAGACUGCGAGAUCCCCUGGGCAGGCCACCCCACCAUCGGUGCAGCCUCAUGGUUCCUAAGCCUUUCAACCGACCCCGCAAGCGAUACGAACGUCACCACCCUCACCACCAAGUCCGGGGAUAUCCCCAUAUCCUUGCAGGACCGCGCGACGAAUCAUGUUACCGCCCAGAUUGCGCACAAUACGCGUAUCCAUGCUGCCAAAUUCAGCCUGAAGGAGCUGUUGCGACUGCACCCGACAUUGGCUCCGUUCUUCCCGCAGCUGGAUGUGACUUUCCCUCUCUUUUCGAUUGUCAAUGGAAUGAGCCAGUUAUUUGUUGAGCUUCCCUCGCUUGAGGCGUUGGCUGUUCUCACGCCCGCCACCGGCGGUGAGCUGAUUUCUGCGGCGGAGACCGUUUACCUCGAUGAGGGGUGGAGAGCGGGACUGGUCGUUGUGUAUUUCAUUGUCCGGGACAUCGAGGACAGUGUCACGCAGCAGAAGGUGAUUCGAUCUAGGAUGAUGCUGGGGAAUAUCGAAGAUGCCGCUACGGGCAGCGCAGCUAGUGGACUGGCGGCGUACCUGGCUCUUACGGAGGGAAAGCCUGGCCAGCAUCUUCAGUAUCAUGUUGUGCAGGGUGUUGAGAUGGGUCGUCGUAGUGAUAUUGGCGUUGGGGUGGAGUUGGAUGGCGAGAAGAAGAUCCAAAAGGUUGUGCUGACGGGCAGUGCUGUUAGCGUGUCGGAGGGUAAGGUGUUGGUCCCUCAAGCUUAG
This is a messenger RNA of Penicillium paradoxum, 960 nucleotides long. RefSeq names its product PhzF family phenazine biosynthesis protein. The transcript has a single exon. Bases 1 to 960 code for a protein of 319 amino acids. Gene Ontology annotation, molecular function: isomerase activity. NCBI's taxonomy places the organism in Eukaryota, Fungi, Ascomycota, Eurotiomycetes, Eurotiales, Aspergillaceae. Gene Ontology annotation, biological process: biosynthetic process. Gene Ontology annotation, cellular component: cytoplasm. The record is from RefSeq and is a predicted model, not a curated record.